GUUUGAUUCAAUUCAGAAAUCUCGCAAUAACAAUAACAGUUGGAAGCUGUUGGAAGAGACGAAAUUCAAGCGAAAAGCAUUGGUAUGGCUACCUCGCUGUGUACACCGACCUACAGUCUCAAUCUCAAUUUCUACACUGCACAGUCCCACAAAUUAAAAGCAAAGUCCUCUGUUCAUUAUAGGCCUCGUUUUGGCACCGUCACAAGAAUCUGUUGCGCUUCUAAUAAUUUCAACGAUGACGAUUACAAUAAACAGCAACGACCUCAAUCCGAAGCUAUUCAAGUUUACGGUCAAAUCGAGAGAUUACUUACAGAUUCUGUUAGACAAUCACAGGAUGGUUGGUGGGGUUCCCGAGACUGGAGUGAAGUUGAGGGAGCUUGGAUUCUUAAACCUAAAAACACCAGACCCAAUUUCGUAGUACAUUUUAUUGGAGGUAUAUUUGUUGGAGCUGCCCCUCAGCUUACCUACCGAUGGUUUCUUGAGCGUCUUUCAGAAAAGGGUAUAUUGAUCAUAGCAACUCCGUAUGCUAGUGGGUUUGAUCACUUCCUCAUUGCAGAUGAAGUACAGUUCAAAUUUGAUAGGUGUUAUCGCGCACUGCAAGAAACAAUCCAAGACCUUCCUAUUUUUGGUGUUGGUCAUUCUUUGGGAUCAGUGGUCCAUCUUCUGAUUGGAUCAAGAUAUGCAGUGCAAAGAUCUGGAAAUGUUCUCAUGGCAUUCAAUAACAAGGAAGCAAGUUCGGCUGUUCCUUUGUUCUCUCCGGUGCUCGUCCCAAUGGCACAAACCUUUGGUCCACUUCUAUCAGAUAUUUUUUCUUCACCAACUCUGCGAGUUGGGGCAGAGAUGACUUUGAAACAACUGGAAAACGUUAGCCCACCCAUUAUGAAGCAAGUUCUUCCUUUAGUUGAGCAGCUCCCUCCCUUGUACAUGGAUUUGGUUAAGGGAAGAGAAGAAUUUUCUCCAAAGCCUGAGGAGACACGUCGACUUAUAAAAUCAUACUAUGGCAUAUCCAGAAAUCUGCUGAUAAAAUUCAAGGAUGAUUUAAUAGAUGAGACUUCAACUCUAGCUCAGGUGCUUAGUUCAGAAUCAGCCAUUAGCUCAGCGCUUGACAUGUCAAUACGCAAGUUGGCUGGAGAUCAUGGACUUCCAUUACAACAGGCCCUACCAGAUGUUCCACCAGCAAUGGCGGAUGCAGUUAAUCGUGGAAGCGAACUUUUGUCGAAUCUUGCAGUAGGAACUCCAUGGGAGACAGUUGCCAAAGAAGUGGGGAACUCGCUAGGCAUGGAUUCGAGAGUCCUACGUGCAGAAGUAUCAAAGGACAUGGAUAUGCUUGUGGAUGUGAUUGCAACCUGGAUAGCCUCUAAUGCAGGACCUAAACUUCUUAGGCCAUAAACUUAUAGCAAAUGUAAACACAUGUGCUGUAGAAAUGUAUAGUGAAGUCUAUGGGCACGGACAUUACAAGUAAGCAAAUUGAACUCUGCCAAUCACCCUGUGCUGUAAAAAUCAUAACUUGCAUUUUUACAAAACCUGUUGUUUAUACCGACGUUCAAAAGUAAA
This is a messenger RNA of Vigna umbellata (rice bean), 1554 nucleotides long. RefSeq names its product Gut esterase (DUF1350). The record is from RefSeq and is a predicted model, not a curated record. Lineage: Eukaryota; Viridiplantae; Streptophyta; Magnoliopsida; Fabales; Fabaceae.